Molecule: messenger RNA, 1323 nt
Organism: Quercus robur (English oak)
Lineage: Eukaryota; Viridiplantae; Streptophyta; Magnoliopsida; Fagales; Fagaceae
Product: protein DMR6-LIKE OXYGENASE 2-like
Exons: 3
Coding region: 67-1116 (349 amino acids)
Source: RefSeq, a predicted model, not a curated record
UGGUAUAAUAUAAGAUAAGUUUUGAUCAAUUCUUUUCUUCAACCAUAGCUCCUCUCUUAUGUUUUCAUGGAGAUGACACCCUAUCAAUUAGCCAAUAACACACCUCUCACCCUUUCUCCUAAUUUCAUUCUCCCAGAGGACAAGAGGCCAAACCUCUUAGAGGUACUUCCUUCGGCUACAAUUCCCAUUAUCGACUUAAAUGACCAUGAUACAGAUGACGGUCAAGGGCCAUCCCCGUUAGUUUCAAAAAUAUCACAAGCAUGUGAGGAAUAUGGUUUCUUUCAUAUUAUCAACCAUGGUGUCCCCAAAGAAUUAUGCCAAAAAGUGAUGGCUGUGGUGACAGAGUUCUUUCAAUUACCUCCUGAGGUUAGGGCACAAUAUCUUACAGAAGAUCAUACCCAGCAAGUAAAAGUGUUCAACUAUUACCAAAAGUAUGAAGGCAUAGGAAAGGUCGCAAUGUGGAGUGAGACCUUCUCACACCCUUGGCAUCCUACUGAAGAUUUCACUAAUUUGUUACCCGCAAAUCCUCCUCAGUAUCGAGAAGUUUUUUCUGAGUAUGCAAGGGAGAUUGGAGCUUUGAUGGAUAGGCUUUUGAGUUUGAUAUCCCGAGGGCUUGGCCUUGAUAAGGAAUGUUUAAAGAAGAGAAUGGGUGAGAGGCCUGGGCUUAACUGUCAAGCAAAUUACUAUCCACCAUGUCCAAAGCCCGAGCUCACAAUGGGGUUGCCUGAUCAUAAUGAUCUUGGUUCAAUAGCGGUACUCCUACAGGUGGAGGGAGUGACUGGCCUCCAAAUGAUCAAAGAUGGAAAAUGGUUAUCUAUUAAUCCUGUGCCAAAUGCAUUUGUCGUCAAUCUGGCUGAUCAAAUUCAGGUUCUUAGUAAUGGAAAGUUCAAGAGUGUUGGACACAGGGCUGUCACCAACAAGUUGUUGCCGCGACUGUCGUUAGGAAUGUUCUAUACACCAAGUAGAGACACUAUGAUUGGUCCAAUUGAGGAUUUGAUUGAUGAAGAGCACUCUCCAAAGUAUCGAAACUAUAGUUUCAAGGACUAUAUGGACGAAUUUUAUAGGCAAGAAGGAAAGAGGAGGAGAGUAAAGGAAGCUUUUGAGUUUCAACUUUAAAAACUUGGUUUUUUUUUUUUUUUUUUUCCUAAAGAAUAAAGAAUAAAAUCAGACAGUACGUGUGAUCUUUGUAAAUGUAAUUGCAGUGAAUAGGCAUCCUGUAUUGUAUUCACCGUACUACACCAUACUGGACUAUUGUAAUGAAGUCCAUCAGGACAGCUCUGAUGUACACUCAAAUUAUCAUUCCUUCACUCUUAUGUGUGUUUG